AAAAUGUGUACACUCGGGCAUAGUAAAUCAUUUAGUAUUAUGACGUAAUAUAACGCCUUCUUGAUGAGAACGACAGCGCGUUUACAGUAGACUGGUAGAUUCUUGAAGGCGCAUUUUUCCAAGCUUCGUCGCCGAAGAAACUCGGAAAAGUUGCUGGCUCAGAACUCGGAUCAAUCAUACUUUUGGAAUGGAUGUAGCAAUAGUGAAAUGGGGCAAUAUUUAUGCUGUUGCAUACAAGUGGAGCAAUCAAAGGUUGCCUUGAAAGAGAAAUUUGGACGUUAUGAAGAAGUUCUUGAACCAGGGUGCCAUUGCCUUCCAUGGUUUUUGGGGAGUCAAAUUGGAGGCUAUCUUUCUUUGCGGGUACAAAAACUAGAUGUUCGUUGUGAAACAAAGACCAAGGAUAAUGUAUUCGUGACAGUGAUUGCUUCUGUUCAAUACCGUGCCCUCCUAGAGAAAGCAAGUGAUGCAUUCUAUAAACUAAGCAAUACAAGGGAACAAAUCCAAGCUUAUGUAUUUGAUGUCAUUAGAUCAAGUGUCCCAAAGAUGAACCUCGAUGAUGUUUUUGAGCAAAAGAAUGAGGUGGCUAAAGCUGUUGAAGAAGAACUUGAAAAGGCUAUGACAACCUAUGGAUAUGAGAUUGUGCAAACGCUUAUUGUGGAUAUAGAACCUGACGAAACUGUGAAGAGAGCAAUGAAUGAAAUAAAUGCAGCUGUAAGAAUGAGAGUAGCAACAAGAGACAAAGCUGAGGCAGAGAAAAUAUUGCAAAUCAAGCGAGCAGAAGCUGAAGCAGAAUCAAAGUUCCUAUCAGGACAGGGUAUCGCCCGACAACGACAAGCAAUUGUGGAUGGUCUAAGGGAUAGUGUUCUUGCUUUCUCUGUUAAUGUCCCUGGGACAACUGCAAAAGAUGUGAUGGAUAUGGUGUUAGUGACACAGUAUUUUGACACAAUGAAAGAGAUCGGAGCAUCUUCAAAGUCUUCAGCAGUGUUCAUACCACACGGACCUGGUGCAGUUCGCGAUGUUGCUGAACAGAUCAGGGAUGGACUGCUACAGGCACAGGCACAGGGUCACUGAGCGUUGUGAUACUAUUGAACAGUGGUACUCCUGAGAUAUUAUGUUAUUUCAGCUAGAGAUACAUAAAGAAGACUGUAAGCUAGUUUUACUACAUGGUUUUCAUAUUUUCUAUGUUAAUAAACAUUUGAUAUUUGUUUUUAUGUUAUCUCUGAUGUGCUGAUAGACAUGGAACAUAUAUUCAUGAAGUGUUGCUAUGUGGAUUAAGGCACAUAUGUCAGUGUUUGUAAAGUGUUUCUGCUUUGUAGGUGGUAGUGGUGUUUUUUUGUCAUGUGCAUUGGAUGUAAGGUUCUGUUAUGUACCUAGACAUUUGAUACUGUGGGGUGAUGUAAAUGUUGGCAUAUGGCAUUGUGGGGGUGAUGUAGACAUUGACAUGUGGUAUACAUCUCUUUAGCACUCCUUUAUGUAUUGAGGGAUAUAUAUAUUAGGUGGAUAUCACACCCUAUAUGUGGUGAAUAUGGUUGUACCGGAUUUUUUAUAAGUAUUGUAUAUUUUUGGCACCUCAUGAUGGCGAUGUCAUAUGAAGUGACAUUCUCUAAGAAUAAUUUAUAAUGUCGCCUUAUCAUAAGGAUUUAUUCUA
Molecule: messenger RNA, 1648 nt
Organism: Cryptomeria japonica (Japanese cedar)
Lineage: Eukaryota; Viridiplantae; Streptophyta; Pinopsida; Cupressales; Cupressaceae
Product: hypersensitive-induced reaction 1 protein
Exons: 6
Coding region: 208-1071 (287 amino acids)
Source: RefSeq, a predicted model, not a curated record